Poeciliopsis prolifica (blackstripe livebearer) is the source of this 1346-nucleotide messenger RNA. RefSeq names its product peroxisomal biogenesis factor 7 (gene pex7). The transcript is spliced from 11 exons. Gene Ontology annotation, cellular component: cytosol; peroxisomal matrix. Lineage: Eukaryota; Metazoa; Chordata; Actinopteri; Cyprinodontiformes; Poeciliidae. Bases 59 to 1006 code for a protein of 315 amino acids. Gene Ontology annotation, biological process: protein import into peroxisome matrix. Gene Ontology annotation, molecular function: protein binding. The record is from RefSeq and is a predicted model, not a curated record.
AGCUGUGCAGCUUUUGGAGGACUGAGUGGAGAAUGUGAGGAGCAGAUGAUCUGCUUCCAUGUGGAAAACCUGCUUUUUGUUCACUUUUAACGGUUUUCAUCAACAUUUAACGGUUAAAAGCGACGCUGGAGCGGAACCGUAUCUGAUGAUGACGACGAUGAAGGUGUUUCGCUGUCCUGGCCGCCAUGGUUACGCCGUGGAGGCGUCGCCGUUCCUCCCGAAUCGACUGGCCUGCGCGGCGUCCCAGUACUACGGAAUAACUGGUUCUGGAUCUCUGUUUGUUCUGGAUCAAACUGAAACUGGGGUUGUUUUAGUGAGAAGCUGGCAGUGGAGUGACGGGCUCUUCGACGUUGCGUGGAGUGAAGCUAAUGAACACGUCUUGGUGGCGGGAGGCGGAGACGGCAGCCUGCAGCUUUGGGACUCAGCCAAUCAGAGCGCUCCGCUGAGAGUGGUCAAGGAGCACACACAGGAGGUUUACUCUGUGGACUGGAGUCAGACCAGAGCAGAGAACCUCAUCGCCUCUGGAUCCUGGGACCGCUCUGUUAAAGUGUGGGACCAGAAUCUCGGCAGCUCCUUGUCCACGCUCAGGGGUCAUGAAGGGGUCGUCUACAGCUCCAUCUGGUCUCCUCACAUCCCAGGAUGCAUUGCUUCAGCCUCAGGCGACGGGACGCUCAGAGUCUGGGAUGUGAAGGCCGCCGCCUGCCGGUUGGCUGUUCCUGCUCACAAAGCUGAGAUCCUGAGCUGUGAUUGGUGCAAAUACGACCAGAAUCUGGUGGCUACAGGAUCAGUGGACUGCAGCGUGUGUGUGUGGGACCUGAGGAACGUCACACAGCCCAUCAGUCAGCUGCUGGGACACAGCUACGCCAUCCGCAGGGUCAAGAUUAAACACGGUCCGGAUCAGCAAAGAACCAAAAGUUCUCCCCGUUCAGUCGGACCAUUCUGGCCUCCUGCUCCUACGACUUCACCGUCCGGACCAGGAAGAGAAACGGUCUUUCAAUUAGCCUGAUUGGCUGCCUGAGCUGCUGCUUCGUUGUCUCUCUGCUCUCACGUCUUUAUCCUCAAAACCAGGUUUGGUGAACGAUCGUUUUCCCCGCUGUCCCUCCAUGUCUCCCGGUCCGUGUCUCCCUGUCCGUGUCUCCCUGUCCGUGUCUCCCGGUCCGUGUCUCCCUGUCCGUGUCUCCCUGUCCGUGUCUCCCUGUCCGUGUCUAACGGUCCGAGUCCCAUUUCUGCUGCUCAGCCUGUAUAAUUCAUCUACACUGUGAUGUCAUUAUGUUGAAGGUUUUGUUGGGAAAAAUAAUUGUGUUUUCAUCUCAUUUAGCUGUCUGCACACACACGCGCACACACAC